Mauremys mutica (yellowpond turtle) is the source of this 5414-nucleotide messenger RNA. RefSeq names its product 2'-5'-oligoadenylate synthase 3-like. The coding region runs from base 1170 to 3785 and encodes 871 amino acids. Gene Ontology annotation, cellular component: nucleoplasm; cytosol; membrane. Gene Ontology annotation, biological process: regulation of ribonuclease activity; negative regulation of viral genome replication; defense response to virus. Gene Ontology annotation, molecular function: 2'-5'-oligoadenylate synthetase activity; double-stranded RNA binding. The record is from RefSeq and is a predicted model, not a curated record. Lineage: Eukaryota; Metazoa; Chordata; Testudines; Geoemydidae. The transcript is spliced from 12 exons.
CUGGGGGAGUGCUCCUCCUCCUCCAGCUGUGUUUUGAGUGGGACCCAUUCUCAGGUGCCUGGCUCUCCCCGUGCAUUGCAUCGGGAGGCUGGGUGCCUGACUCCAGGCUGUGGAUUCCACUAAGUGGUGGAACACCUGAAGUUCGGCUUUGCAAUGCUGGGCGUAGUUCCCCUCCGUGGAUCUGGCCCAGCAGUUAGGGUGCUCACCUGGGAGAGGUGUGGACAUAAUGUACUUUGACUCCUGGCAGGCAUUUGCCUUGGUCCCAUGUGACACUGGGAGUAAAAAAUCAGCACUGUGCAAAAUCACUGUAACUGCUAUUGAAUCCGUUCAAAGCUCUCCUACUGAUAGGUGUGCAAAAGCAAGUGUAAACGGGGAGUUGUCAUCCAAUGGUGUGUUUUUAGUGGGCUCCGCAGGGAUCUGCUCUCGACUCAGUGCUGCUCCAUAGCUUUAUCAGUGAUCUGGAAGUAAAUAUAAAAUCACUGCCGGUAAGAUUUGCAUAUGACCCAAAGACUGGUGCCAUGGUGAAUAGUGAUGGGGACAGGUCAGUUACCCAGAGCGAUCUGGCUCCCUUGGUGAGUUGGGCUCAUUGGAACAACAUUACUACAGCGACAUGCAAGGUCAUACACCUGGGAACGAAGACAGCAGGUCAUGUGUUCAGAGCGGGGAGCUGGAUCCUGGACAUUAGUGACUGACCAGUACUCAGGAGUCAUGGGGGAAGGCAGCUAAACAUCAGCUCCCAGUGCAAGGCUUCUGUGACCCUCGGUCAUUUGCAGAAAUACGGCUGUGGAUGCAGUUGGAACAGGGAGGUGGUAUUUUCACUUUGGGUACAGCAUUGGCGAGAUCAUUCCUGGAUCCUGCUCACACUUUGGAUGCUGAAAAAACUGGAAAGGGUUCAGAGAAGAGCCGAGGAAUGAUCUGAGGUUUGGCAGGAUUGGCCUAAGCUCCCUUUCUUUAGCUUAGCUAAAAGAUGGGUAGGAGGAGACGUGAUCAUGGGCUACACGUACCUCCCUGGGAAGAGAUUUCGUAUAGCAGACGGCUCUUUAAUCUAGCAGAAAAAGGCAGAACCAGAUCCAGUGGCUGGAAGCUGGAGCUGACUAGAAAGAAGAUACCUUUUUUUAACGGGGAUGGAGGAAGGUGUCAUUAACCAAAGGGGCAGCGUAACCUAGGACAUGGUAGCUUCUCCAUCACUUGAAGUCUUGCAGUCAAGACAGGUCUGCAUAGCUCAGCCAGACGUGAUGGGCUGGAUGCAGGAGUCCCCGGGUGCACGUCUGGGGCUGUGUUCUGCAGGCUCAGAGGGCUCUGCAGGAGGGGUAGGGGAGGCAGGCCCAGCAGGUGACGUGGGACUAACUCCCUUCUCCCGGCAGGGUGGCUCCUUGGGCAAAGGCACGUCCCUGAAAGGCGGUUCCGAUGCCGACCUCGUGGUGUUCCUCAGCUGCUUCAAAGGGUACAGCGAUCAGGAGACGAACCGGGCAGGGAUCAUCAAGGAGAUCGAGAGGAUGCUGGAGAAGUGCCAGCAGCAGAAGCACUUUGAGGUGUUCAUUGAGCAGUCCCGGUGGCCGAACCCCCGGGUGCUGAGCUUCAUGAUGAGUUCCAAGACCCUCAAUGAAUCCAUAGAGUUCGACGUGCUGCCAGCCUACAACGCCCUGUCCUUGGGUGCCAAGCCUCCCUCCCAGGUGUACGAGGAGCUGAUCCAGAGCUGCUCCCGGGGGGGCGAGUUCUCCACCUGCUUCACCGAGCUGCAGCGGGAUUUCGUGGUGGAUCGCCGCACCAAAGUGAAAAGCCUGAUCCGCCUGGUGAAAUACUGGUACAAGCAGCAUGUCCGUCCAUACAAAGAGUACCUGGAAAAGGGGGAGUCCCUGCCCCCCCAGUACGCGCUGGAGCUCCUGUCUGUCUACGCCUGGGAGCAGGGCAGCAGGGAUCGGGCCUUCAACAUGGCCGAGGGCUUCCGGACGGUGCUGGAGCUGAUCCGGCAGUACAAGCAUCUCUGUGUCUAUUGGACCAUCAACUACAACUUUGCAGACGAGGUCCUGGCAGGGUUCCUGCAGCAUCAGCUCCAGAAAGCCAGGCCCAUCAUCCUGGACCCAGCGGAUCCGACAGGGAUCGUGGGGGAGGGGAGCCGCUGGGACCUGGUGGCACAGGAGGCUGAGCGCUGCUGUCACCAGCAAUGCUGCAUGGACCUCUACGGCGUUCCUGUGCAGCCCUGGGACGUGCCGCCUGAGCAAACCCCCAAAGGGAGCAGGGGCUUUGAGAUCCACACUGGAGCACAAGAACAUCCGGCCUCAGCACCUCAGCCUGGGCCAGCCUACACCAGCGCCUGCACCAGUAACCAAGCCAUGGCCAUCCAGCAGCCGUCCCUCUGCACCAUCCUCUGCCCUUCCGACAACAACAGGAUGGCGCGUCCUCCUCUAGCAAUGGAGAGCAGCGCGGCCUCUCUCUGGCAGCAAGGAAAUGAAAGGAGGCGAGGCCUCUGUGCAGCAACCUACCCUCUGCAGCUGCUGUUCCCCUCCCCACCCAGGGCCAGUUACAGUCCGGAAGGCGCAAGAGACAGUCCCACUCUGCCAGGGGCACACAGGCUAGUCCCUGUUGUUGUCUCCUCACCACCACCAAUCAUGGGGCUCUACCAGACGCCAGCUGAGGAACUCGAUACGUUCAUCAGCAACGACCUGCAGCCCAACAGAGUUUUCAAGACCCAGAUCAGCACAGCCAUUCACACCAUCUUCCUAUUUCUGACCCAAAACUGCUUCAGAAACUCCGGCUCUGCAAUGCGGGUGCUGAAGGUGGUUAAGGCUGGCUCGUCGGGGAAGGGCACGGCCCUGAAAGACGUCUCCGAUGUGGACCUCGUCGUGUUUGUCAGCUUGAUUACAGAUUUCCGGGCCCUGAAAGCAGAACGGAAAAAAAUCAUUGAUGAAAUCCAGACAAGGCUGGAGGAGUGCAGAGAGUCCCUGGGAACAGACCUAGUGCUGAGCAUUAAGAAAACAAAGUGGGAGAACCCCCGUGUGCUCACUUUUACCCUAACAUCUAGAACCACGGACGAACAUAUUGAUUUUGACGUGCUGCCGGCUUUCGACGCUCUAGGCCAGCUGUACAGAGGCUAUAAACCUGCCCCCGAGGUGUACAUCAGUCUGACAAAGAGCGAUCCCGAAGGGAGCGAGUUCUCCCCCUGCUUCACCGAGCUGCAGAGGAAUUUCAUCAUGGCUCUGCCCACCAAACUCAAGAGUCUGAUCCGCCUGGUGAAACGCUGGUACAAACAGUACGUCCUUCCCCACAAACAGGAGCUGGGGAAGGGGGAGUCCCUGCCCCCCCAGUACGCGCUGGAGCUCCUGUCUGUCUACGCCUGGGAGCAGGACAGCAGGGAUCCAGCCUUCAACAUGGCCGAGGGCUUCCGGACGGUGCUGGAGCUGAUCCGGCAGUACAAGCAUCUCUGUGUCUACUGGACCAUCAACUACGGCUUUGAGAAUGAAACCCUGAGAUGGUACCUGGAGUCUCAGCUCCGCAAACCCAGGCCCAUCAUCCUGGACCCGGCGGAUCCAACAGGCAUCGUGGGGCAGGGGAGCUGCUGGGACCUGGCUGCACAGGAGGCUGAGCACUGCUGUGCCCAGAAAUGCUGCCGGAAGCGCAAUGGAUCCGCGGUUCAGCCCUGGCAUGUGCCGCUGCAGCAGCCCCGGAUUGCAGCUGAAGGUGAUGUCGUCCUGCAGUCUCGGACUACGGAUGACGAAUACCCCAUCACUGAGAACCGGAUGUUUGCACAGGAUGCAGAGCCGGAAUCCUACUGCACUCUCCUCUGACAGCUGCCUCUCAACGCCCCACCCCAUCAGGAGCCCUCCCUGGGGCAGGGUGGGCAUUACUUGGGGGGUGGGGGUCUCUCCCUGCUCUGCAACUUCCUCCUUUCAGAAAAUGGCCCCUGGGGCCGGUUGAGGACCAGCCCUGGUGGGACGUGACCAAUCAGCUCGUGCUCUGUGCUCCCCCAGCUCCCUUCCCCAUCCCUGCUCUCUCUGGGGCUUGGCUGCAGUGACAGCCAGAGCCCCCGUCUAGACCCCUGCAUCCCUCCUGCCCCAGUAACAGCAGGCAGCACCCCCCAGGCCACCCCCUCCUGAGUGUGAUGGAGAGCACAGCGGGAGCCGGGCCUAUAAUAAUGAUCCCCUGUUGUGAGCACCAGGCUCUGUCUCCGGCCAAGGGAUCCCCUGCCUGUGACCCUGGUUAUUGCCUUGGCUGCCUGCUCGGGGCUUGGCACCCCUCCCUGUCCGGCACUGGGUGAGAGGAGCAAGGCCUUCUGGGUGGCACUAGCGCUGCUCCAGCGGGGCCAGGCGUGGAGGGGACGUCAAGGGGUUCAGAGCCCGGCUCAGGAAGGGAACACGGCUCACGUUUGCUCCUUGACACGCUGCACCAAAGGGGUGGUGCACACGGGAGACUGGCAGCCAUAGCUGCCCCCUGCCUUCUGCUCCUCUCCCAGCAUGCACCCUGGUGCCUCACUUCUCCUUCCCCCCACCUCUGGUGCAGGGGACCCGGGAAGGGGUGGGGCGGAAUUGCUCUGGCUGGCUCUGCGUGAUGGGCACCGUGAUCUCCGAGUGUUUCCCUUGCCAGCCGCAGGGGACUGGUUCCAGGGGGUGUCAAGCUGUGACGUGGUUUCUCCUGCCUGGGGGUAUUUGCCCUUCCUGUUGCUUGCUGAGAUAUGUGCCCUUUGGGGGUAUGUUUGAAGGGUGGCUGGUGGGGAACCACACACCCAAUGGGGCAAAUCCCCCUUGAGUGAAACACGGGGUUUGAGCAUUGGCCUGCUAAACCCAGGAUUGUGAGUUCAAUCCUUGAGGGGGCCAUUUAGGGAACAGGGGUAAAAAAAACAAACCAAAAAAACCCCACCUGUCUGGGGAUUUGUCCUGCUUGGAGCAGGGGGUUGGACUAGAUACCUCUUGGGGUCCCUUCCAACCCUGAGGUUCUAUGAUUCUAUGGGUCCCGCUGGGUUUCUAUUGGCUGGGAGGGGGUUAGUCUGUCCUGCCCCACAGGGACAUGUUUCCGAGUGUGCUGGGGAAGAUGUUUGCAGGGAGAGUUUAUCCUGGAAUGUCCCCUUGGACACAGCUGGGAUUUAGUGUCAAACACGUCAUUUAUUCCCAUGAACCCAGCCAAUCCCCCCAGAAGGGAGGGGGAGCUGGGGCCUAUUGCAGCUUGGGUAUCAUCAACAGAUUGCGAGCUACAGUCAGUCCUCGUUAGCGUCACUUUAUUAGUGGUGAAUACAGCUGUGCAAUUGUUAUUCCUUUCUGUGCUUCCACCUUUAAUCUCUCGGGACUGCAGAGUCUCAGCCAGGCGGCCGUUUGGCCGUGUCAGGGGAGACGCACACCGUGCUCCCUCAUGGAGACUUUCCCUAGGUCCUGUCUUGUAUUUUUGUUGUUCUCUUAACGGAAAUAAAGGUCACUUGAAUGCUG